Molecule: messenger RNA, 1419 nt
Organism: Leucoraja erinaceus (little skate)
Lineage: Eukaryota; Metazoa; Chordata; Chondrichthyes; Rajiformes; Rajidae
Exons: 2
Coding region: 194-1156 (320 amino acids)
Source: RefSeq, a predicted model, not a curated record
AAUCGUUACCUAUCCAUUUUCUUCAGAGAUGCACACGGUAUUGGGGGUUCAGUAUUGAUGUGGAUAGAGAACUGGCUGGCAGACAGGAAGCAUAGAAUAGGAGUAAACAGGUCCUUUUCACAAUGGCAGGCAUUGACUAGUGGGGUACCGCUAGGCUCAGUGCUGGGACCCCAGCUAUUUACGAUAUAAAUUAAUGAUUUGGACGAGGGAAUUGAAUGCAACAUCCCCAAGUUUGCGGAUGACACGAAGCUGGGGGGGCAGUGUUAGCUGUGAAGAGGAUGCUAGGAGGCUGCAAGGUGACUUGGAUAGGCUGGGUGAGUGGGCAAAUGCAUGGCAGAUGCAGUAUAAUGUGGAUAAAUGUGAAGUUAUCCACUUUGGUAGCAAAAACAGGAAAGUAGACUAUUAUCUGAAUGGUGGCCGAUUAGUAAAGGGGGAGAUGCAACGAGACCUGGGUGUCAUGGUACACCAGUCAUUGAAAGUAGGCAUGCAGGUGCAGCAGGCAGUGAAGAAGGCAAAUGGUAUGUUAGCAUUCAUAGCAAAAGGAUUUGAGUAUAGGAGCGGGGAGGUUCUACUGCAGUUGUACAGGGUCUUGGUGAGACCACACCUGGAGUAUUGCGUACAGUUUUGGUCUCCUAAUCUGAGGAAAGACAUUCUUGCCAUAGAGGGAGUACAGAGAAGGUUCACCAGACUGAUUCCUGGGAUGUCAGGACUUUCAUAUGAAGAAAGACUGGAUAAACUCGGUUUGCACUCGCUAGAAUUUAGAAGAUUGAGGGGGGAUCUUAUAGAAACGUACAAAAUUCUUAAGAGUUUGGACAGGCUAGAUGCAGGAAGAUUGUUUCCGAUGUUGGGGAAGUCCAGAACAAGGGGUCACAGUUUAAGGAUAAGGGGGAAAUCUUUUAGGACCGAGAUGAGGAAAACAUUUUUCACACAGACGGUGGUGAAUCUCUGGAAUUCUCUGCCACAGAACGUAGUUGAGGCCAGUUCGUUGGCUAUAUUUAAGAGGGAGUUAGAUGUGGCCCUUGUGGCUAAAGGGAUCAGGGGGUAUGGAGAGAAGGCAGGUAAUCAUAACUUCGCAACCAACGCAAACUCAACCUCUUGGAUCCCGGCACCAGUCUCUUGGAUCGAGACCAACUCCAAACUCCGGCUGGAGUUCUGAAGAAGGGUCUCAACCCGAAACCUUACCCAUUCCUCCUCUCCUCUCCUGUCCUGUCCCGCAGUUACUCCAGCAUUUGUGUGCGUCUAUCUUCCUGCUGGGACGGAUAGGAAACAAAAAGAGCAAUGGAGCCCAAACAUCCGCCACUACGAAGGCAAACACAUCCCGGGGGCAACCGGGAAGAGGGAACAACUCCUUGCAGUAGCAGGAGGAGGAGGUGGUGGUGACGGCUUGGAUUUUGGUUUUUACUGGGAUGGGACGGCUUG